Neltuma alba is the source of this 639-nucleotide messenger RNA. Its product is annotated as zingipain-2-like. Gene Ontology annotation, biological process: proteolysis. The record is from RefSeq and is a predicted model, not a curated record. The transcript is spliced from 4 exons. Gene Ontology annotation, molecular function: cysteine-type peptidase activity. NCBI's taxonomy places the organism in Eukaryota, Viridiplantae, Streptophyta, Magnoliopsida, Fabales, Fabaceae. Bases 1 to 639 code for a protein of 212 amino acids.
AUGGGUAAUAAUAAGAUGGAACAAUCCAGGUUAUGCCCUAGUGCACCUACCACCUGGGAUUGGAGGAUUAUGGGUGCUGUAACUCCUGUUAAAAACCAAGGCAAUUGUGGAUCUAGUUGGGCAUUCUCUGCAAUUGGAGCCAUUGAAGGAAUAAAUGCACUGACCACAGGAAAUCUUGUGAGCCUUUCUGAACAGCAACUCGUAUCUUGUGAUACUUCUAGCUUUGGCUGCCAAGGAGGCUAUGUCACUACCGCUUUUGACUAUGUCAUCAGAAAUCGUGGAGUUGCCUCAGAGGCACUUUAUCCUUACACAGCCACAAAUGGUACCUGUAAUGCCUUUCUGGUUAGUGCUCUUCCCUGUUCUCCCCCUCAACGCCUCUCUAAAACUGAUACCACCUCUGUUGCUCGGCAGCCCGUUAGUGCUCUUAUUCAAGCUAGUGGCCUGGAUUUUAUGUUAUACCAGAAUGGAAUCAUAGAUGAGUCAGCCUGCAGGAACAUUAGUCCAUGUACUGUCAAUCACGGCGUGUUGAUUGUGGGAUAUGGUACAAUUAGUGGGCAAGAUUAUUGGAUUGUGAAGAACUCCUGGGGAAGCAACUGGGGAGCUGGUGGCUACUUUUCCUCAAAAGAAACACUGGCCUAG